Molecule: messenger RNA, 504 nt
Organism: Ectocarpus siliculosus
Lineage: Eukaryota; Phaeophyceae; Ectocarpales; Ectocarpaceae
Source: the annotation of a GenBank genome assembly
AUGCGGAAGGCUUGCGGGGAAGAGAACUGCGACAGGCAUGCAUACUACGGCCUACCCGGAGGCAAGCCGGUGUUUUGCGCGCUUCACAAGGAUGUGGGGUAUGUCAACGUGCAUAACAAGAUGUGCUCCAGGCCGGGCUGCUACAAGAGGCCUCACUACGGAAACGUGGGCGGCAAGGCUAUCUACUGCGUUACGCACAAGGACCCAGAGAUGGUCAACAUCCAUGGACGCAGGUGCCAUCACCAGGGCUGCGGCAAGCAGCCUACGUUUGGGCGGAAGGGCCAAAAGGCAAUGUACUGCUCAGGCCAUCGGGAGGGCGACAUGGUGGACGUGGUGUACAAGCGAUGCGAGUAUCCCGGAGGCUGCGAAAAGCAGCACACAGGGCAGGCGGCUGCCAAGGACGGGCGCAUGUUUCUCUCGGCCGCUGCCGCCGCUGCUGAUUCUGAGUCGAAGCGAAAAUCUGGCGCUUGGGAUAUCGUAGCACCACCGCCGUCGCCCCAGUAG